This is a messenger RNA of Cryptomeria japonica (Japanese cedar), 1076 nucleotides long. RefSeq lists its product as uncharacterized. The transcript has 4 exons. The record is from RefSeq and is a predicted model, not a curated record. Bases 110 to 580 code for a protein of 156 amino acids. NCBI's taxonomy places the organism in Eukaryota, Viridiplantae, Streptophyta, Pinopsida, Cupressales, Cupressaceae.
GUCGACUAUGAAUUGGAGAUCAGUUUUUCAAAGAGUUAUGAUAUUUUUUUCCCAGGAUUCUAAAAUUUUGCAUCCAGUCUGAUUGAGAGAGACCGCUUGUAGCAACAAGAUGAGUAGUGCCUCAACGAGUACUGCUCCCAAUAAAGAAAUUUCAUGUGCUGCUGCUCGCAAACCUUCUCCUUCAACUGGACUUUCUAGCUUGUCCCUCGAUCUACUUAUACGCUACAUCGAUAACGUUUUGUCUGCUAUCAUCAACCAGAACUUGGGCUGCAAAAUAAUUGAUAGUGGAACAGAGCUAAGGGAUUUAGUACAGCCUGUUGCCUCAGAUUUUUCCAACAUAUUUGAUGGCAUUUCAGAGGGUGCAAAAAUGUUCUCGGAUCAGAAAUUCUUGAAGUCUCAGCUUUCUACCGAGGCGCAUUCAGUGGCGGUUGACGUAUUGAAAGGAUUGGGGAGUGUACAUUGGGUUGCAGUGGGGCUUUUAGCGAUAGCUAAAGUUCUAGAAAGAUUCGACAACAUUUCUGCAAAUGACAGAGAAUGCAUAGACCUUCUUAAAGCUAUGCGUAAGCUCGGUAAUACCUGAAACAAAUGAAAGAUAUUUAUGCUGAUUUGAACAAAGAGAUUUUAGAAGAUAUGAGCGAAGCUGCUAAAUUGAUUGUUUCUGGUGCGAUUCUGUGUUGUUCCUUUAUCACAUCGAACAAAUUAUCCAAGUAAGUAGUUUGUGUCAAUAUAUUCUUUGAUGAAGGUACAGACCAUAGCUCUGUUGCAUUGAUUUAGUUAAUGGGAGAUUCGUCACACUCAAUAAAAACAAAGAUUUUUUUAUAUAUUUUAGUGACAUUUGUCUGGUGACUCCAAAGGUUCUUGUUAACAAAGAAGAUCCGCGAUGAACUUGUCUAUGUUCGCGGAAAAGUAGAUUCUAUGAAAGCUGAUCUGAUGCUUCAAAUGCAAGUUCUAACCGUGACUACACUUACCUUCUAUCAUCGGCAAUAUAAUGUUGCAGGUUGUGAUCUUCACAUGAGAAAGUUCCAUUUUCACAAUCAAAAGCUAAUAUAACUAAUUGAAUGUUGAUUAUCAAUAUA